CCCGCACCCGGACCCGACCGGCCCCGCCAGGACGCCCACGCCCACGCCGGGGCGGGGGACGCUCGGGCUCCCGCGCCCCACCGAAUCGUUGAACCGGGGACCUCGGGGCCGGGACUCCGGAAGGAGGAGCCCUCCGGAGCGUGGACCUCUGGGAAUGGACCUUGACCACCUAUGGGCCGCACACCUGUAGGCAUGCGUCUCGCCCCCCAGCCGGGCAGCCGGAGCCGGGGCGUCUGGGUCUCGCCCCACCAUGAGGACCGCCAACCGGAGGAGCGUGCCGGCCCCAGGCGCGACGCUGGCCCAGAACGGCUCUUGUGACAAAGGCCCCCUGAGCUCUCCGUUCCUGAAGAAACCACGCAAGGAAGACGCCGCCGGAGCAGAGGCUCCCCAGGACCCCGAGCCGACUGCCUCCACCGCCGUCCGUGUGACCCUCACCCUUUUCGAGCCCGAUCACAAGCGCUGCCCAGAGUUCUACUACCCGGAGCUGGUGAAGAUCGCCCGGGGCAGAGGGAGAAGCCUGCCGCCCGUAGACAAGCAGAAGAAGGAUCUCUCGGACCCUUUCAACGAUGAGGAAAAGGAAAGGGACAAGGUGGAAGCCCUGGCCAGGAAGUUUGAGGAGAAAUAUGGCGGGAAGAGGUGCCGGAAGGACCGCCUCCAGGAUUUGAUCGACAUGGGCUAUGGCUACGACGAGUCGGACUCCUUCAUCGAUAACUCUGAGGCGUACGAUGAGCUCGUGCCCGCCUCUCUGACCACCAAGUACGGGGGCUUCUACAUCAACUCGGGCACCCUGCAGUUCCGGCAGGCGUCGGACUCAGAGGACGACUUCGUGAAAGAGAAGAAGAAGAAAUCCCCGAAGAAACGGAAGUUAAAAGAUGGCAGCGAGAAGGUCAAGAAGAAGAAGAAAGAUGAUGCGCACGACAAGGACAAGAAGCCAAAGAAGUCCAAGUUCCCCAAAGCCGGCUUCACGGCCCUGAAUGCCAGCAAGGAGAAAAAGAAGAAGAAGUACUCAGGUGCCCUGAGCGUCAAGGAGAUGCUGAAGAAGUUCCAGAAGGAGAAGGAGGCCCAGAAGCAGAGGGACGAGGAGCACAAGCCCGCGGCCCCCGCCCUGGCCGACGCGGACGGGGCACCCGACCCCCUGCUCUCCCUCUUCGGCUCCGCCUCCGACAGCGACCUGCUGCAGGCCUCGGGUGCCGCAGACACCCUGAGCGACAUGGACUUGGAGGGUCUGCUCAGUGAGUCUCCGGGCGGGAGCCCCUUCCACACCCACGCCUCCGCCCCUGACCCAGACGGUGACUUCCCGGGAAGUGGCGGCGGGGACCUGGAGUUCAAGCCGCCCCCGACCCUUUUCGAGGGGCUCCCGGGCCCACUGGAGAAACGCAUCAAGGAGCUGGCACAGCAGGCAUCCAGGGCUGCAGAGGGAGAUGGCAAACUGAAGAUGUUCCCACAGGACAUCAACGGCCACCUGCUGGACAUAGAGGUGCAGGCCCGAGCCCCCCCUGGCCGUGCCCCCGCCGGGGCGUGUGCCCACCUCGCCUCCGCCCAGCCCUGCGGCAAGGACUCACUGGCCAAACGCAGUCGCAAGCUCCACGUCCGUGACCAGCAGGGUGGGCGGCUGGUGGAGCCUCUGCAGAAGCUCAGGGAAGCCAUUGGCCGGGCCAUGCCGGAACAGGUGGCCAAGUACCAGGAGGAAUGCCAGGCCCAUGCCCAAGCCAAAUUCACUAAGCUGCCCGAAGAAGAGAGAGACAAGGAGUCAAGGGAGCGUGUCUGCUCGGAGGAAGAGGAGGAGGAGGAGGAGGAGGAAGACGAUGAUGACGAAGAGAUGGGGGACCGACGGGUCUCUGGGCCCCGGAAGAAAUUCCAGUGGAGUGAUGAGAUCAGGGAGCUGCUGUGCCACGUGGUGAAGGCGCGGGUGGACGGCUCUGAGCUGGAGCAGAGCCCGGCCCGGGCCGGCGAGGACUGGGUCAAGGCCUUCCUGGACACUCACGUCAAGCCCCUGUGGCCCAGGGGAUGGAUGCAGGCCAGGACCCUGUUCAAGGAGAGCAAGCGUGUCCACGGGCCACUGACGUCUGCCCCAGCCAAGAAGAAGGUCGUGGCCGUGCCCAAAGUCAAGGUGAAGGAGUCCUCCGGGAAGUCUGACAGGAAGUUCUCAGCCCCGGGAGGGCAGCCGGGCGUCCCCCCAGCUCCGGCCCCCGAGCCCACGGGCGCGGGCACGGGUCCCCCGUCUGGCGCUGCGCCCCCUGGUCCCGUCUUCAGCUUGGACGACGCUUCGGACGUGGCCCGCGGCCCUGCCCCCUCGCUGGAGGCCGUGUCCAAGGAGCUGGCCGCCCUGAACAGCCGUGCCCGCGGAAGCUCCGACCGGCCCCUCCCCGCCGGCGGCUCUGACGAGAAACGGGGCGGCCCCAAGCCCGGCCAGCCCCCGGCCCCGGUCGCCGCCGCCGGCUCCCUGCAGGCCCCCCUCGGCUUCCUGGUCGAGCGGCCCCCGGGGCUGGCCGUGCCCGACAAGAGGCCCGACGGCAUCGCUCACAAGGACCUCCCGGCCCUGGCCAGCUCCAGUAGGGGCCAACCCACCGCCCACCAGCCCGCCUCUGCCCACCCGCCCAAACAGAAGCACCAGACUCCGCCGGCGGCGGCCCACGGGCCCCAGGCAGCCGGGCCCGGGCCCUCCCCUCCGCUCAAAGUCUUUCAUCCGAGUGGCCAGCAGCAGAGGAGUUUGGCCACCCCGGCCCCCUUCGCCAGCCGGCUGCAGGGAGCCAAGGCCGCCCCCGUCCCCCUGCCCCAGCGGGCCCUCCUGCAGCCGGCCAAGGCGUCUGCCAGGGGCCAGGCCUUCCACCCCCCAGUGGUGGCGGUGGCUGGGGUCAGCGCCGCUCCCGGCAGCGCCCACAAGGGCGCCGGCCCGUCGGGGCCUGGCGCGAAGCUCGUGGCCGGCUCUUUGGGGCCACCCUACAAGGCCGCCUUCGGGGCCGGCUCCAAGCACGGGCCGGCCGUGGGCGGCCUGGCCCCCGGAGGAUCGACCGGCCAGGGCUCCUCUUCCGGGGGCCUGCCGCCUUCCACCGCGGCCGGCCGGCCGGCCCCAAACCCAGCCGUCAAGAAGCCGCCCGUCUCCCAGAAGCUGACCCUGGUGGCGCCUCCUGGGGGCCCGAAUGGAGACUCAGGCGGAGGGACACAGGGGGUGGCCAAGCUCCUGACUUCGUCACUGAAGCCCACUGUGACGGGUGGUACGUCUUCGACCCCGGGGCCGGUGAGUGCCCGUGCCCGCUCCGAGCCGCACUGCCGGCCGCACCGACGCCCCCCCCAAAGCUGCCGGCCCAUCCAAGGACGCCAUCGUUACGGGCCCUGCCCCGGGCACCUUCCACCACGGCCUCGGCCACGGUCUCCUGGCCAGCUUGCAGCCCGGCCCGCCCAGUGCAGCACCCCUCCCCCACGCCGCCUUGUCGAGCCACACCGGGCAGAGCCUGCCAGAUACCCCUGUGAUCCACGGGAAAGGGCCCAGCGCACCCCCACGAAACCUGUGACCCCCACCGGGCCCCGGCCUAACGGGGACCGGUCAGCGGCGGGUCCACUCUGCCCGCCGGAUGCUCCCGCCCCGCAGCUAAGGGUGGAUGGCAGCCCGGGGAGGGCGCCGGGGGGGGAGGCGGGCGGUCCCAGCACCUCUCCAUCCCUUCUCGCCGGCCUCCAGACGUGGCCAGAUCGUGCGGGCUCCCUGCCCGCGUGGCUCCCAGCUGCAAAGAGAGGCUGCCUCCCAGCGCGGGCCCAGUUCUCGGCCCGGUAUUGGCACCAGCUCUGAGCCCGCGGGGCGGGCCCCCACUCCCCAUGACCAGCGGCCACCCCGGGAGGGUGGCGGACCCGUGGAGGAGAGAGAGACCGCUCCGGGCUGGGGGCCGGCUCGGGUCUCGUCACGGCCGCCGGCCGCGUCGGAUGGAGCGGGACUCCUCUCCGGGCCACCUGUACAGGAAGUCAGGACCCCAGUGCCUUUUCGUGGUGGACAGAUUUCUACAGCACAUCCUUCCCUGCCAUCCCCAUCCCCGUCCCCGCCCCACGGGGGCAGAGCCACCCAGCUUGCCACCACGGCCGGUGGACCGCCGCCCGGUACCUUCAAAGCUCAGGCCGGGGUCUGGACCCCCGGCCUGUCUUGACCCAAGACUCUGCAUCCUGGUGGACGGAGGGAGAGGCGCAGGUCGGGCCGCUCACGCUUCAGGCGGGCCACCGGCUUCCCCCGGUCUGCGAGGUCACGUGUCCGUCCACGGAUCCGCGGGUCCAACGUGGGUCAGUGGAUCCGUGUCUGUAACCCUCCAGGUCUGUGGGGCCGCUGUCCUUGGGCCCACGGGGCUGGGGGCCCACGACGUGCGCGGGGUCCGUGGAUUCACGCCUGAGGGUCCGUGGGUCUCGCCGUCCGUGGGGUCCGCGCGUCUGGCCCGGCACCCGGAUGGGGCCCGUCCAGGAGCACUUACCCCAGCCGGGUGACGGCCGGGGACAUCGCCCUCCUGCAGCUCCCUGAGCCAGGAGUCGCACUCUGAGAAGGCCGCGCGCCUCGCCCGCGGGCAGAAGCGGGCCCGGCCGACGGGCGCGAGGCCAGUCCCGAGCUGCGGCCGGCGGGGCCGUCGCUCCCCAGCCGCCGCCGCGAGCCCCCCGGGGACGUCCGGCCUCGAGGCU
This is a messenger RNA of Ornithorhynchus anatinus (platypus), 4650 nucleotides long. It is a transcript of the gene UBN1, whose product is annotated as ubinuclein 1. The transcript is spliced from 19 exons. The record is from RefSeq and is a predicted model, not a curated record. NCBI's taxonomy places the organism in Eukaryota, Metazoa, Chordata, Mammalia, Monotremata, Ornithorhynchidae. Bases 251 to 3784 code for a protein of 1177 amino acids. Gene Ontology annotation, cellular component: nucleus.